Molecule: messenger RNA, 756 nt
Organism: Wallemia mellicola CBS 633.66
Lineage: Eukaryota; Fungi; Basidiomycota; Wallemiomycetes; Wallemiales; Wallemiaceae
Product: XAP5-domain-containing protein
Exons: 2
Coding region: 1-756 (251 amino acids)
Biological process (GO): chromatin organization
Cellular component (GO): nucleus
Source: RefSeq, a predicted model, not a curated record
AUGUCAAAGGAAUUUUCAAUAAAAAAGACAGAAAAUAAGGAAAGUGUAGAAGAAUCACUUAAGAAAAAUACUAUCGGUUUAGUACACUUGGAUGAUUUCAAGCAGAAGCGUAAAGAAAUUGAAGAAGAAGCAGCGAGGAAUGCUGCAGGUACUUCAUCAACUACACACAGACCAAAAAAGAAAUCAAAGACAAAGAAGACAUCAACCAAACUUUCAUUUGCUGGUGAUGAUGGUGAUUUAGACGGUGACGACACCAAAGACACAUCAAAAAAGCUCAAAAAUCCACAAGUAGAUACGUCCUUUUUACCAGAUAGAGAUAGAGAUAUUGCAGAUAUAAACGAGCGUGAAAGACUUCGUAAAGAGUUCCUACGUAAGCAAGAAGACAUAAAAUCUGAAGAUUUGACUAUUCAAUUCGCUUAUUUCGAUGGAACGAGUCAUAAAUCAACAACAGUUUGCAAGAAAGGUGAAAAUAUCGCACAAUGUUUAGAUAAAACGCGUCAGAAGUUUCCAAAAUUGAAGUCAAACAAUGUGGACAAUCUAAUGAUGGUAAUGCAUGAUCUUAUUCUACCACAUCACUACACCUUUUACGAUUUCCAAGUCAACCAAACACGGAGUAAACUCGGUCAUCUCUUUGAUUUCACGGACGCAGAAAAAGCCGCAAAAGUUGUAGAACGGAAUUGGUACAACUCAAAUAAGCACAUAUUCCCGGCAUCUAAAUGGGAACAAUUCGACAAAACAACGACAACUUCAAAAUAA